Messenger RNA from Ostrinia nubilalis (European corn borer), 10681 nucleotides. RefSeq lists its product as uncharacterized. Gene Ontology annotation, molecular function: cell adhesion molecule binding. NCBI's taxonomy places the organism in Eukaryota, Metazoa, Arthropoda, Insecta, Lepidoptera, Crambidae. Bases 171 to 9755 code for a protein of 3194 amino acids. The record is from RefSeq and is a predicted model, not a curated record. The transcript is spliced from 37 exons. Gene Ontology annotation, cellular component: bicellular tight junction; plasma membrane. Gene Ontology annotation, biological process: protein localization to cell-cell junction; cell-cell junction organization; cell-cell adhesion.
UAAACACUAAAAAUGAACAGAGCUCAAAUGAGUGCCGAAUAAAAUGGAAGAUUCAUGAUGGGCCCAUAUCUUUAUACCAUACACUAAUUAGGUAAUUGAUCCAAAUUUUUGGACUGCAAAACAAAAGAAAGUAUCACGUCUUCGAGAGAGAGAACCAAUAUUCGAGAUAGAUGAUGGUAAACCAAAAUCGGAACUGCAAGUAUAAAUUGAACUGUAGUCAAACAAAAAACGCCACAAUGCCGUCAGCAUUAGACCCAGGGCCGUUCAGCCAGCCUGAAUGGAGCGACUCCAGCGACUCAGUAGAACCAGCACCGCUGCCUCAGCUGGGGUACUUUGUGCCGGUCAGAUGCGCCUGCGACCGAGGGACGAGACACGUGUGCCGGAGAAGCAGAAGAGAAUCUCCCCGAUCCCGUCGCUCGGUCUCGCAAUGCUCUUGCAACAGCAUCUCCCGGCGGUCGUCGGUAGCAGCGUCGCCGAUGCCGCUGCCGCCCCUCAACAACACCGUCGAAAUGUAUGUGGAACCCGUCGUCGAAGAUACAGCCGAACGCAGCGCUGGCUGGGAAACGCACAGGGUACGCCUGAACAGGGUGCCAGGGUACGGUUUCGGGAUCGCCGUGUCUGGUGGGAGGGAUAACCCCCACUUCGCCAGCGGUGACCCGUCGAUAGCCGUGUCUGAUGUGCUCAGAGGAGGGCCAGCUGAAGACAAAUUACAAGUAAACGACAGGAUAGUGUCCGUGAACGGUGUCCCCCUAGAGAAUGUGGAGUACGCGCGGGCAGUACAAGUGUUACGAGACUCCGGCGCGGCGGUCGCUCUCGUGGUCAAGCGGCGAGCGCCCGCGCCGCCGCCCACCGCGCCUACCACCAUCAAGCUGGCGCUGACGAGGAACGGGAAGAAGGAAGACUUCGGAAUCGUCCUAGGCUGCAAGCUGUACGUGAAAGAGCUCACCAUGCGAGCUCGGGAGCAGUUAAACCAAGCCGGGCAAGGUCUCUGCGAAGGAGACGUGGUGACGAAGAUCAACAACAGCCCCGUCACCGACGCCAUGACCCUGAAGGAAGCCAGGAAACUUAUAGAGUCCUGUAAAGACAGGCUUAACCUGGUCAUAACUAGAGAAUUGAUCAGGGAAGAAACGGUGACGAAUGGGAAUUAUCAGAACAACUACAAUAGUUUAGAAGCGACACCCCAUAACCAGUACUCAGGCGGGGAACAGAUCUCAUCAGCGUACUCAAGCAGUGGCCAAAACUUGUACGUCGCCGCGCCCGUCAGAGGUAGCGAGGGCAGACGAGGGCCCAUGUCGCAUGAGGGCCACGACCAGCCGCCUAGACCACCGCCUCCUAGGAACGAAGGGGAAGCAAACACGAAAUCUGCGUGCUUAAGCAGUGAUCAGAACUUGUACGUCUCCGCGCCUGUUAGAGACAGUGAGGGCAGACGAGGGCCCAUGUCGCAUGAGGGCCACGACCAGCCGCCUAGACCGCCGCCUCCUAGGAACGAAGUGGUCAGAACUUAUACGUCGCCGCGCCGGUCAGAGGCAGCGAGGGCAGACGAGGGCCACAACCAGCCGCCUAGACCGCCGCCUCCUAGGAACGAAGCAAACAGGAGAUCUGCGUGCUUAAGCAGUGGUCAGAACCUAUACGUCGCUGCUCCUGUUAGAGGCAGCGAGGGCAGACGAGGGCCCAUGUCGCAUGAGGGCCACGACCAGCCGCCUAGACCGCCGCCUCCUAGGAACGAAGGCAGCGAGGGGAGACGAGGGCCCAUGUCGCAUGAGGGCCACGACCAGCCGCCUAGACCGCCGCCUUCUAGGAACGAAGGUAAUACUCUCUCUCUCAAACAGAUCCCAUCAGGCAGUGGUCAGAACCUAUACGUCGCCGCGCCUGUCAGAGGCAGCGAGGGCAGACGAGGGCCCAUGUCGCAUGAGGGCCACGACCAGCCGCCUAGACCGCCGAACGAAGGUAAUAUUCUUGGAAGCAACACCAUGCAACAUAUAGGGGAAGCAAUUAGGAGAUCAGCGUGCUCAAGCAGUGGUCAGAACCUAUAUGUCGCUGCUCCUGUUAGAGGCAGCGAGGGCAGACGAGGGCCCAUGUCGCACGAGGGCCACGACCAGCCGCCUAGACCGCCGCCUCCUAGGAACGAAGGGGAGGCAAACAGGAGAUCUGCGUGCUUAAGCAGUGGUCAGAACCUAUACGUCGCUGCUCCUGUUAGAGGCAGCGAGGGCAGACGAGGGCCCAUGUCGCAUGAGGGCAACGAUCAGCCGCCUAGACCGCCGCCUCCUAGGAACGAAGCAGAUUAUUAUAGCAGCAGAAGACAGCUGUUUGAAGAAGAUGCGAUGGGAACACAAAGGAAUAAACCACCAAGCGAGCCAAGGUUAAUCAGUUUCCAAAAAGAGGGUUCAGUUGGCCUCAGACUUUGCGGAGGGAAUAGGUCUGGAGUCUUUGUAUCAGGGGUGCAGCCCACCAGUCCAGCGGCGUUGCAAGGGUUACAGCCGGCUGAUAAAAUUCUCAAGGUAAACGACAUGGAAAUGAAAGGCGUGACGCGGGAAGAGGCAGUGCUAUUCCUGCUGAGCUUGCAAGAGCGGAUCGACUUGAUCGUGCAGCAGUCGCCUGAAGAGUACAACGCGGUAGCCAGCGGGCAGAUGCCCGGCGACUCGUUCCACAUAAAGACGCACUUCCACUACACGGAGCCGACGGACGGCGAGAUGUCGUUCCGAUGCGGCGACGUGUUUCACGUUGUGGACACGCUACAUAACGGAACAGUUGGCGCUUGGCAGGUCUACAGGAUAGGUCGUAACAACCAAGAGGUGCAAAAAGGCACGAUCCCCAACAAAGCAAGAGCCGAAGAAUUGGCCACGGCACAAUUCAACGCGACCAAGAAAGAGAUGUCAGGCAACGAUGGAAAACACAACUUCUUCCGACGCCGACGGUCUACGCAUCGACGAAGCAAGAGUUUGGGCAAGGAACACUGGGACGAAGUGGUCCUAUCAGACAGCAUCAGCAAGUUCCCAGCGUACGAACGCGUGGUUCUGAAGCAGCCGGGCUUCGUGCGGCCUGCCAUAGUGCUGGGCGCGGUGGCUGACAUCGCGCGGGAGCGGCUCCUCAACGAGAGCCCGGACCAGUUCGCCUCGCCUAACGUCCUGCUGCCGUGUCAGCUGUGUCAGGUCCUAUCACAGCAUCUGGUGCCGAAGCAGCCGGGCUUCGUGUGGCCUGCCAUAGUGCUGGGCGCGGUGGCGGAUAUCGCGCGGGAGCGGCUCCUCAACGAGAGCCCGGACCAGUUCGCCUCGCCUAGUGAGUGUAGUCCAAAAGACCAGUGCCUGAAGACGAAAGUCUACAACCAAUGUGUGUUACCACAUCUGGUGCCGAAGCAGCCGGGCUUCGUGCGGCCUGCCAUAGUGCUGGGCGCGGUGGCGGACAUCGCGCGGGAGCGGCUCCUCAACGAGAGCCCGGACCAGUUCGCCUCGCCUAACGUCCUGCUGCGUCAGCUGUGUCAGGUCCUAUCACAGCAUCUGGUGCUGCUGAAGCAGCCGGGCUUCGUGCGGCCUGCCAUAGUGCCACAGUUCGCCUCGCCUAGUGAGUGUAGCGUGGUGUCAGACGUCCUGCUGCGUCAGCUGUGUCAGGUCCUAUCACAGCAUCUGGUGCCGAAGCAGCCGGGCUUCGUGCGGCCUGCCAUAGUGCUGGGCGCGGUGGCUGACAUCGCGCGGGAGCGGCUCCUCAACGAGAGCCCGGACCAGUUCGCCUCGCCUAACGUCCUGCCGCGUCAGUUGUGUCAGGUCCCAUCACAGUAUCUGGUGCCGAAGCAGCCGGGCUUCGUGCGGCCUGCCAUAGUGCUGGGCGCGGUAGCUGAUAUCGCGCGGGAGCGGCUCCUCAACGAGAGCCCGGACCAGUUCGCCUCGCCUAGUACCUCAGGAGGGGUCGUCGCGCGUGUUUUGUUUUCGAUGCAAACUCGCGGAGAUGAACAGGCCUGGAGUAGCGCGGUGUCAGACGUCCUGCUGCCGUGUCAGCUGUGUCAGGUCCUACCACAGCAUUUGGUGCCGAAGCAGCCGGGCUUCGUGCGGCCUGCCAUAGUGCUGGGCGCGGUGGCGGACAUCGCGCGGGAGCGGCUCCUCAACGAGAGCCCGGACCAGUUCGCCUCGCCUAAAAUGGACAGCACCCUAGAAGACAGCAAAACCAAAUCCGGCGGCAUUAUUCGUCUGUCCAGCAUCAGGAGUAUCAUGGAGCGAGGGAAGCACGCUCUCCUGGAUAUCACGCCCAACGCGGUGGACAGACUCAACUACGCACAGUUCUACCCUAUAGUGAUAUUCCUGAAGGCUGACAACAAGCAUAUUAUUAAGCAGUUGAGAGCUGGCUUGCCUAAAUCCGCCCACAAAUCGUCCAAGAAGCUUCUAGAACAGUGCCAACACAUGGAGCGCGUCUGGGGUCACGUGUUCACCCACACCAUAACCCUCAGCGAAGCCAACCAGAACACCUGGUUCAAUAAGCUGGAGGAGCUCAUUCAGAUCACGCAGCAGCAGCAGCUUUGGGUGUCUGAGACCAAGCACGUUGAAAUGGUGUCGGACAUAUAUUUCCCCAUCCCGCCGUCUCCUUACCCCGCCUUUUACCCAAUCUCCUACCCUCUGAACUUCUAUCCCCAGUCUCCCCAACGCCCUACCAUUCGCUCACCGCAAAACAUAUCUGCAUCUAACCUCAAAAGCACGAAGCGGCACGACCAAGUGUAUGACGCUAAUCGAAACCAUGUAGUGCCUUAUUACUACUCAGAAACAUUACAGCAUUGCAUGCCUAACAAUGUAUUUGGCGUACCCAAUCCUUACAUGAACAAAAACAGACAUACAAUGGCGAAUUACCCCUACGACGACAGGCAGAAUUACUACCAAAGGUCCAAAUUAGGUGCCAAAAUGCAAGGCAUGAAUAGCCCUGAGAUAUCCCAAAUAUUUGCCAAAUGUAACGUCCCCCAACCUCAAACGUUCAGACCGUACAGUGUUCUUGAAACGUCCUCCAAAUCUCCAGUUCCCAACGUCCAAAGACCGUCUUCUGUAGUGCCAACUUCUGAGCAGUUCCGUCCUGCCUCUGCCUUCUUUCCAACCGGGAACGAUCUGGGGAAAACUAAUGAGGUUCCAGAAUGGAAAGUGCGCCUUCAAAAAGAGAAUCCGAAACCUAUAUUCAAAGCUGACAAACCUUUGCGACAAAUCUGUCGAAUUCCAAAUUGUAAGUGCAACGAAAAACCCGUUGUAGAUCCUGAACGCUUUAGCGAGAUCCGAACUUUGCCUUCUGUAUCAGAAAGGUCUUUGAACAAAAUGAAAAACUUGUCUUUGCCAACCUUGAAGUUAGACGAGUUAGAAAAGGAUGCACAGAAUUCCACGCAGGCAGAAAGAGAUGUCGCCCCUGUUAUAAACAAACCUAUAUCUGAGCAGCACUUGGGAAUCAUUCAUUUGUCUUGUAUUGUCACCCCAUUCCAUACCCACCCUACCGGACGCUGCGAAUCAAAAUGGCCGACGCUCACAAAAUGGCGACGUUCUCAAAAUGGCUGCCGACAAAAUGGACGAGAACAGAGGCCCGAGCCGUUGUCGGACGACUUUUUGUUCUCGAUGUCGUCGAGUACCGAGAACUGUAGACUGUCGUACGCGUCGAGUCCCGAAAGUGACUUGGAAGUGAGUCCGCCGCCGGCGCCGAGGCUCGUCAAGUCGUCAUCAGACCCGUCGAUCGCGACCACCCAGGACAACAUGGACCGAGAUGACGAUAUGAACCACAUGGCCGACGCUGUGCCUCCACCCUACACGCAGGGUGGCUACGGCGACAGCAAGUACGGUUUCGCGGCCACCAACGGUUCGGAUCAAGCGCCUCCGUACCACGGUAACGCGCCGCCGCUAUACGGGCCGGUGCCGGAGCUCCCGCCGCGAGGCCCGGCCGGACGCCCCGCCGGCGGGGUGUUGCUACCGGCGCCCCCGCCAGCCAGACCGCCGCAUUCUUUGAGACAUAACCCGCAGAACCCCCGCCCCAGUGCCCAAGAGCGCCUCUUCGGGCCUCCCAAGGAGGGCGGCAGCGACGAAACCGCCACGUACACCGCCCGCCCUACCAGUAUGAUCAUCCAGCCCACGCAGGGACAGGGAUCCUUGGACCGGCAUCGACACCCUACGAAUCCGCAAAGUUCAUACGACGGCACCCCGUCGUACGACUACAGCAGUUCGAACAACGGCUCGGCGAUGGGCUCCUGCCGGCUGCCGCCUAACGCGCCCGACGACCUCAAAGUUGCGCCGCCUUCAGUCAGUAAAAUGGAACCGCCUCCUCCGCCAAACCCGUCCGCUAUGUCGGCGCAGAGUCCGCAGCGGAAUUCGAAUUCUCACGAACACAACUCGCUCGAUUACAGAAAUAAUGAAAACAACUACAGGUCACCAGAGAACUACCGAAGUCCACAGCAGAACAGGCCUCCCCUAGUGAAUGGGAACAGUCCUCACACUCCCAUGCACGCGCGAGGGCCUUCCCUCCCUAACGUGCCGUCUAACGAUCAUGCCAAAUAUAGUGGAAGAACAAAUUCGGCCUCCCAAGCUGAUUACACGGGCCGUGGAGGAGCGCCAGUCCCUCCAUACAAACCCGUGCCUCCGCCUAAACCGAAACACUAUCGGCCGCCUGACAACGGUCACCAUCCUAGGAACGGGAGCAUGGAGCCGGGCCCGCCGGCGGGGUCGCCGCGCGCGCCGGCCGCCUACCCGCCGCCGCACCACUACCAGCACCAGCACUCGCACUCGCAGCCGCACCGCCCGCAUAACAACUACCAGCAGCAAAACAUGUACGGCGGUCAAAUGCCGCCGCAGUCGCCGCCGUACUCCGGGCCGCCAUCGCACCACCGCGCCAUAAACCUGCCCCAUAACCCUCAUCUUAUAGAUUUAGCUGGCAGCAGAGAGCAGAGAGGAUCUGCAUUCGAACUCUACAGGAAACCUCAACACAUGCACAACCUGAGUUCUGACGCCAUGAAUUCGAGCGUGGAGCGCGACGAGUCGUUCUCCCCAAAAACUAAAAAGAAACUAUCGAAAAAGCCAUCGUUCAUUAAAAACGCAGUUCUAGAUUUGUUCCGAUCCAAAUCGAAAAAUUCGCAAAAAGUCUCCAGGCAGAAGUCGCUUUGUGAAAGUGACCUGCAACAGAGACACUUGCCGAUGCUCAGACGCGAAAAAUCCGAUGUCAGCGAUCUGAGUAUACACAUGAGAAACCAACAAAUAAGAAAUCAGAUGUUGCAGCGAAGCAACUCGUCCUGCGAAAAACCCGUUCUCAAGCCGAUACUAAAACGACAGAGUUCAUUCUGUAACGAACGAAAUGGGUCUAUUUGUACAGUUAGAGACUUUGACGCCAAACCGGUCGUCAAAAACCUUAGAAGACAGAACUCCAUGUGCGACAUUGAAACAGAACCGAAAGUUACCCCAUUGUUGCGUAGACAAAACUCCCUAAUAGAAUACAACAGGAGAGGAAUCUACGGACAAACCUCAAGCUUUAACAUGAUUACCAAAAUAGAUCCCAUUUACCAAAGACAGCAGCAAAAACAUGAACCAUUCCACCCGACCCAGCCACUACCUCCAGAACCGUUGUACCAAAGCAAAGAUCACCUCGUGUACGAUCCGAUUCCAAAGCCCAGAAGGACUUAUACCUCAUCGCUGUAUGAUACCUCCAGUGAAAAUCCUUAUGCUACUAGGUCUGAAGCGUCUAAUGCUAGCUUUGAAAACCCGUAUGGUAAUCGCCAGACGAUGGCGAUGCCCUUGAUGGAUCCACCUUAUGCGACUAGAGCCGAAUGUGUAAGAGAAAACCCGUAUGCCACAAGGGCUGAAUGUGCGAGGGAGAAUCCCUAUGCCACUAGAGCAGAAUGUACUAGAGAGAAUCCCUAUGCUACCAGGGCAGAAUGUAUGAGAGAGAAUCCAUAUGCUACCCGAGCAGAAUGUGUGAGAGAAAGCCCAUAUGCCACUAGAAGUGAAUUGAUUUCAGAAAGCCCGUACGCUACAAAACAAGAAAUCAAUAAACAACAAACAGAAUCUCUUUACAGUGAAUCACCGUAUUCAAGUAAGGAGCAGAUGUUAAGACAGAGAAUGGUAUCUGAAAGUCCUUAUUCGACUAAAGAGGAGAUGCUACGACAGAGGUUUUCUGAAUCUCCGUAUAAUACGAAAGAGGAGUUGCUGAAGCAAAGAAUGGAUGGAACUUUUACAGCAAAGGAACCUCUGUAUGGUAAAAGAACAUACGAUCCUCCUCCGAGUACAUCUUGGUCAGAGAGUUCUUAUGCCGUGAGACCGGAUAGGCGAUUGCAAACGCCUGUGAGUUUCCCAGGCAGGGUGUCGCCUAUGAGCAAAUGUAUGAGUGAGCCUCCGUAUGCCUCUAGAACUGAAAUGAUGGCUCGACUUGGGCAAGCGGAGUCACCGUAUGCCACACGAUCUGAGAUCAAGUCCAGCUGUUCUGAAAAUAAUUACAGUACCCACCAGGAGUUGCCCGAUAUCAGACAUGAUAUACGGCCGGCUUCUGCAGAGUGCACGUAUGUUUCAAGGCAAGAAAUAUUGUCACAGAAAGCGGCUUUCCAGGCCAGUAAAGAGUCCAAUUAUGGUAGGCUGGAAGAGAAACUAGAGAUGAUAAAACAGAGAAAUCAAGCGAAGAAAGAUCUAAUUUAUCAGUCAAGGAAAGAAGCCAAUGAAAGCGACGCUGCUAAAAUGCGUGAGCCUUUGUAUGUUUCUAAACGAGAAUUAAAAGAGAGUGUAAUAUAUGAAUCGCAGCAAGAGGCUAAGGAUUUAUCUCAAACUCCUGCACAAGAUGGUAGCGCAAGGAGUAGUCCUUAUGAGUUGAGCGAUGCAAACCAUUUAUCACGCCGUGAACCUCUGUAUCAAUCUAAAGCAGAAGCUCAAGAAGUGACAGAAAUUGAAACAUUCCAAGAGAUUGACUUCUCGACGUUGAGGUUGACUGAAUCUAAAACUGAUACAGAAAAACAAAACUCGUUGAAUGUUGAGACGAAAAUAUUAAAAGGGGAACCAAUGUAUGCCCCUAGAUUGCAUGGUAAAGCUGAACACAUAUCAAACGCUUUGAAAGCGACGACGUCUUUACCUUACGAAUCUACCACAUCUAUGGAAACCCAUUACGCUUCUGAGUGUAGCAUGAAUUUUGAGAAUAAGCCACAAAGUACACCCUAUACAUCGCAAGAUUUUCAAGAUCGCGCUGGUAAAUCUAAUAGAUCGGUUACGUUUUGUGAGAAAAUAGUAGAAAAGAGCGCUGAGACGAGUCAAGAGAACUCUGAAAACAUGUCUGCUAGUCAAAAUGAAACUACAGUUGUAAAUAACCAGAGUACGAUAGUGCUGGCUGAAGGGAAUGAUUCUGUAAAUAAUAGUGAAGUGGAACCAGAAGGUCCUCAUACCACUUGGGGUAUAUUUGACAGUGAAGGUGGAGUCUUGGAGGACAGACAAUGGGGAGUGUCAUUAAUUAUACCUCCGAAAGCGAUCGCUCCUGGCAUCAAGCAAAAAAUCUACUUUACCGUAUCAGACCCAAGACUGAGUCAACGAGUGGGGGGACCUCCCAUCGAUAUGGACAACGGUGAAGCGAUGCUGUCCCCUCUCGUGAUGUGCGGCCCGCAAGGCCUGGUGUUCCUCAGGCCUGUGACCCUCCGCCUUCCACACUGCGCCAACGCCGUCCCCUCCCUAGGUCUGACGAUCAAAGCGACCGACACAGAAGCACACCUCAGCACAGACUGGGACCAAAUUCAUAUACCAGGAACGACGACUCUUAACACUGUCGCUGUAAAAGUGGAUCAUUUCUAAAUUGUUAAUUUUUAAUUGUAAAUGAAGACUGUCUUCAUUAUUUAUUGUAUUUUGCUUACGUCGUUAUUCGUCUUGUUUUUAGGAGUUGACCAACUGAAAUAUUGGUAAUCUGGACCUUGCAAAGGCCCUUGAAAACAGGUAGAUGUGAUACCUAAAUUGUGGUUGUUUAAAGAUUGUUGGUAAUUAUGAUUGCGGUCUUGUUAUUGUUUGCAAGUGAUGCAUUUUGAACCUUAAUAUCGAUGCCUUUUUAAAUAUAGUUUUGUAAAGUAUAUCUGGCUCGAAGGACCAGAUAGAAACUAAAACUUCAUACAAAAAUAAACCCAUUUUAAAAAUGUGCAUUUAGUAACUUGCAUUUUGGUAGGCGUUGGAUGCUUUUCAAUAUUUGGCAUUGAUUCCCACCUAUUAAAAUUUAAAUUUUCUGCCUUCGUUAGUUAGUGGUGCUAAUAUAAACUAAAAUCAUGAGUAGUUUUGGAACUACGUGAUGAAUCUCUUGUGAGCUUACUAAGUAAUUUGUAUGAGAGAUUUUAACCGACUCCAAAAAGGAAGGUUAUAGAAUGACUGCUUGGAAUGUAGUAAUUUUUAAGCAAUGCCUUACCAUAAACUAGGUUAAACUUAGCUGUAGUUCUAUUAUGUUCAUAUUAUUGUAAUAAUAUUAAUAUUCAUUUUGUAUUUAGCAAUAAUGUGUAACGGAAUGUUAGUUAACAAAAUUUAAUAUUUUUUGUAUUUUGGCUUCCAUUUCCUUAUUGGAGUUGUUGUAGGAUUUGAAUUUUGAUUGAAAGAUCAUUGCAUGGUUGUAAUGUAUCAGAGUCAGUUACGGCGUAUACCUAUUCAGUAAUCACAUAAUGCGAUUAAUAUUGUAUAUUUUAUUGUUAUUAGCUGUAUGAUGAGUUUAUCUUUGACUCGCCCAUUAAAUUUUAUAUCAAUAA